Lutra lutra (Eurasian river otter) is the source of this 244-nucleotide messenger RNA. Its product is annotated as NADH dehydrogenase [ubiquinone] 1 beta subcomplex subunit 1-like. The record is from RefSeq and is a predicted model, not a curated record. NCBI's taxonomy places the organism in Eukaryota, Metazoa, Chordata, Mammalia, Carnivora, Mustelidae. Gene Ontology annotation, cellular component: mitochondrion.
GGGGUCGUGUUUGUCACCAAGGCUACAGCACUCAUAAUGAACAUAAUUCAGAUUGUUCGUGACCACCAGUUACAUUUACUUGUGCCUGUGCGUUUUGUCCUUGGAUGCUAUCUAGAAAAGAAUGAUGAAAAGCUAACUGCCUUCUGGAACAAGAGUGUAUUGUUUAAGAGGGAAUUGAGAUGCAGUGAAGGAGUCACCUGGAAGUAAAGGCUGUGACUGAAUUCCAGAAUGUUCAUAUUUUAAA